Molecule: messenger RNA, 949 nt
Organism: Coregonus clupeaformis (lake whitefish)
Lineage: Eukaryota; Metazoa; Chordata; Actinopteri; Salmoniformes; Salmonidae
Product: stonustoxin subunit beta-like
Exons: 7
Coding region: 83-949 (288 amino acids)
Molecular function (GO): protein binding
Source: RefSeq, a predicted model, not a curated record
GCUGGACCUGAGCUACAAUCACCCAGGAGACUCUGCAGGGGGACUGCUUUCAGCUGCUCUGGUGGAUCCCACAGAUAAACUGAUGAAGCUGAAUGUGGAUCAUGGUGGAGAGUUCAGGCUGAAACCAGGGCUGAGGAAAUAUGCCUGUCAUCUCACCCUGGACCCAAAUACAGCAAACCCAAACCUGAUACUGUCUGAGGGGAACAGGAAGGUGACACGGGUGAAGAAGAAGCAGCAUUAUGAAGACCAUCCAGACAGAUUUGACCAUCUUCCCCAAGUUCUCUGCAGAGAAGUCUUAUCUGGAUCUCGUUAUUACUGGGAGGUGGAGAAGGAUGGUGACAGGGCUGACAUUGGUGUGGUGUACAAAGGAAUGAAGAGGAAGGGAGUGAUGGUGGAUGACAGUUGUAUUGGAGCCAACAGGAAGUCCUGGAGUUUAUUCUACUAUGACAGUGGAUAUGACUUUUACCAUGCUGGAGUCGACAGAUCCAUCUCUGGUCCUGUUUCUAACAGAGUUGGAGUGUAUCUGGACUGGCCAGCUGGUACUUUGUCCUUCUAUAUCGUGUCCUCCUCUGGUACACUGACACACCUUUACACAGAACACACCACAUUCACUGAACCCCUCUAUCCAGGGUUUAGGUUUGAGGUUUCCUCCUCCUCAGUGACCCUGUGUCAGAUAGAUGACCAACACAUUCAAAGAGACCAUGGUGGAGAGUGUUGUAUCAAGCCUGGACCUGAGAAAUGGAUUCCUCAGAGCUGUAAGACUUGUGACCAUGUUGAGGACUCCACACACUGGCUUCCGAUUGAACCCUUGACUUCCACUGUCCAGGGAGUGACAAUGUUCAGGCACAGGACACCCAAGGGGCGUUAUGAGUGCACAGUGUCUGGGCUCCGCUGGGUGUGUGACAGAGAUGUCAUUCUGAAGUAUCACUUCAGGAACUGGGAACCCUAA